CCACGAACAGCACAACCAUGUCCGACGACGAUGCAUUCCCCGACUACUCCACCGAUCCCGCCUGGGCGGACCUCACCCCACUCCCCACCGACGAAGGCGGCCCCUCUCCCCUCGCAGCAAUCGCCUACUCCGAAGAAUACGGCACCGCAAUGUCCUACCUCCGCGCCCUCAUGGUGCUGAACGAACACUCGCCCCGCGCCCUCACGCUCACCGAACACCUGAUCUCGCUGAAUCCCGCGCAUUAUACUGUGUGGUUGUACCGUGCGUCUAUACUCUUCGCGCUAGGGUCGGAUCUGAGAGAGGAAUUGGAGUGGUUGAGUGACAUCGCGUUGUCGCAUCAGAAGAACUACCAGAUUUGGCAUCAUCGAAAUCUGAUCGUUGAUAAACUGGGGAGUGCGGAUGGGGAAGGGGAGUUUGUGGAGAGGAUGUUUGAGUUGGACGGGAAGAAUUAUCAUGUUUGGAGUUAUCGGCAGUGGCUUGUCAAGAGGUUUGGAUUGUGGGAGGGACAUGGGGAGAUGGAGUUUGUGGAGAGGAUGUUGAGUAAAGAUGGGAGGAAUAAUUCGGCGUGGAAUCAUCGGUGGUUUGUGGUCAAUGGGAGGGAAGACGAGGGAGUGGCUGGCGUCAAAGGGGACGAGGAGGUGAGGAGGACGGAGCUGAGGUUCGCGAUGGACAAGAUAAGGGAGAUACCCGGGAAUCAGAGUGCGUGGAGCUAUUUGAGGGGAGUGGUGAGGGUUGGAGGGAUGAGGUUGAAGGAACUGAAGGGGUUUGUGGAGGAGUUUGCGAGUCUGGGAGAAGAGGAUGGCGUGAGGAGUAGUCAUGCGUUGGAUAUGCUGGCGGAUGUGUUGGCGGAGGAGGAUGGAGAGGGGAAGAAGAAGGCUGCGGAGGCGUUGGAUCUGUUGGCGAAGAAGUAUGAUCCAAUCAGGAAGAACUAUUGGGAGUAUCGGAAGGGGUUGUUGGGAGUGGAGGGUGCUGCUGCGUGA
This is a messenger RNA of Zymoseptoria tritici IPO323, 980 nucleotides long. RefSeq lists its product as uncharacterized. Gene Ontology annotation, biological process: protein farnesylation; protein geranylgeranylation. Gene Ontology annotation, cellular component: cytoplasm; CAAX-protein geranylgeranyltransferase complex; protein farnesyltransferase complex. The coding region runs from base 18 to 980 and encodes 320 amino acids. Lineage: Eukaryota; Fungi; Ascomycota; Dothideomycetes; Mycosphaerellales; Mycosphaerellaceae. The transcript has a single exon. The record is from RefSeq and is a predicted model, not a curated record. Gene Ontology annotation, molecular function: protein farnesyltransferase activity; CAAX-protein geranylgeranyltransferase activity.